This is a messenger RNA of Tyto alba (common barn owl), 1688 nucleotides long. It is a transcript of the gene MADCAM1, whose product is annotated as mucosal vascular addressin cell adhesion molecule 1. Gene Ontology annotation, biological process: leukocyte tethering or rolling; heterotypic cell-cell adhesion; integrin-mediated signaling pathway. The transcript has 5 exons. Gene Ontology annotation, cellular component: membrane. Gene Ontology annotation, molecular function: integrin binding involved in cell-matrix adhesion. The record is from RefSeq and is a predicted model, not a curated record. Lineage: Eukaryota; Metazoa; Chordata; Aves; Strigiformes; Tytonidae. The coding region runs from base 78 to 1478 and encodes 466 amino acids.
GUUUGCUCCCUGGAAGGAGGGAAGGAAGGAAAACCAGCCCUUGCUGCUGCCCUGCCCCACUGCUGGCUCUGCGGGUGAUGAAGCUGGCUCCUCUCCUCCUCCUCCUCCUCCUCCUCCUCGGCUUGCUGUGGGGCUGCAGCGGGCGACCCGCUGACAAGCUGGAGGUGAUGCCGCAGGCACCAGUGGUGUGGUACGGGGGCUCGGUGGAGCUGAACUGCUCCCUGGCCUGCGCGGAGGGCACGGUGCAGUGGAAGGGGCUGGACACCAACCUGGAGAGCAUCACCUCCUUCCCCACCCACAGCAUCCUGCACAUCAGCAGCGCCGUGGUCGCCAUGGCGGGCACCAAGAUCUGCCAGGGGACCUGCCAUGGGAAGCACUACCAGCACAGUGUCGACCUGAAAGUCUAUGCCCUCCCAGACACGCUGCAGCUGGAGGUGUCCCCCCGUGCCCUGGUGCCGGGGCAGCCAGCCAGCCUGCGCUGCUCGGCUGGGCAAGUGUACCCACUCACGGGGCUAGUGCUCACCUGGUACCGGGGGGACCAAGCGCUGCAGGACGCAGACUUCGAUGCCACAGAGACCGACGAGGAGCUGUUCGACAUCGUGUCCACGCUGCUGGUGGCCGGGGAGGAUGUGGGAGAAGGGGUGGAGUUCAAGUGUGAGGUGACGCUGAGAAUCAAGCAGGAGACCUUCACCCGGGUGGCAUCUGUGGCCGUGAGCGCUGGGGCUGUGUCGGAGCAGCCGGUGGCCGUGGCCAGCUCCCCAGCGAGCCCCUGGAUGGGGACCCCCAGCCCAGCUGGGCCUGUGACCACCGCAGCGCUGACCCCAGGGCCAAGUGUCCCCACACACAAUUCCACCACGUCGCGGGAGCCUGAUGCUGAGACUGUUCCAGAGCUGGCUGCUGCCACAGAACACCCCUCCACAGACAGCCUGGCCCCCCGGGACCUCAUCACAGGCAGCUCCACAGCACAGCCGGCCACUGGCACACUCCGUGGCUCUGGCACCAUGAGCCCCGCAGCAGAGGCGCGGGGGACAGCCGCGGACGGCCUCGGCUGGGGCUCUUCCCAGUCUGCGAAGGGGACAGUGCCCGCCUGCAGCCUGCAGAUCUGGUCGCUGCCUCCCAAGGGGACGCGGGGCAGGGCCCUGCGCAUCGAGUGCUGCGCGCGCUGCCCCGGGAAUGCCACCGUCAGCUGGCUGCGGACCCCCGUGGCCCUCUCACAGUACCGGGAGGAGGCAGCGGGCAGCAGCUCCACGCUGCGGCUGGACCGCGCCGAGCCCCAGCACCAGGGCCACUACCAGUGCACCCUCCUCGGCCAUCACUCCCAGGUGGUCAGUCUGCAGCUGACGGUCUCGGACGAUUCGUUCGGCACGGGGCCUGCCAUCGCCAUGGGGUCGACGGUCUCGCUGUUGGGACUGGUCGUGACUGGCGUCGUGUCUCGUCGCCUGUGGAAACGAUUCAGCUCUCAGUACGAGCUGCCCUAGGAGCGGGCAGACCCUAGCACGGACCCUCCGGACCAGUCCCCGCUGUUGCCCUUCCCACCGUCGGCCUCUCCCGGCCCCGGGACAAGGAGCAGCCGAGGGAGCCCCCGGCGGAGUGUGGGAGAGGGGAGCAGCCCCCGCCUCGGCACCCAGAGACCCCCGAGCAAAGCCUCACCCGUGCUGGAGGCACUGCCUGGGAUGCUGAGGGGCUAA